Molecule: messenger RNA, 3502 nt
Organism: Drosophila willistoni
Lineage: Eukaryota; Metazoa; Arthropoda; Insecta; Diptera; Drosophilidae
Gene: Cap-H2
Exons: 9
Coding region: 318-3266 (982 amino acids)
Biological process (GO): mitotic sister chromatid separation; meiotic chromosome condensation
Cellular component (GO): condensin complex; nucleus
Molecular function (GO): chromatin binding
Source: RefSeq, a predicted model, not a curated record
AUGUAUGUAAAAUGUAUAAACACCAAUAAGAUUCGCGCCAAAUUCCCUAAAUAUAACUAAAAAUCAAAAACAAUUCAAUAAUUUCUAUUAAACGGACAACGCCUAAGAUUAUUAAUGCAUCUAGCGCUUCUUUGGGCAACGCCACCACCAUUUUGUUUUGGACGGAACGAAAAAUAUUAAACGCCUCGUGCUCUGUGACUGUAUAUGUGUUUAUGUGUGCGUGUGUAUUUAUAUGUAAAACCAUGAACAUUUUCCUGUUUAACUAUUUAUUAAAUAAAAUCAAAAUAACAAUUUAUCAAAUAUAUUGAAACCAAAACAUGGACUCAGCUGAAGAUGAAGCAGCGCCAUCUUCAGAGAUCCAUUUGAGGAAACUGCUGCUGGAGAUAGCGAACAAUCGGCCAGGGACAAAUGUCGCCAAAUCCAUACAAAGUUAUGAUGAGCAACCAGAUUUAGCGACAUUGGUAUUGCUGCUGGAAGAGGUAUCCAAAAAUACCGAUUACUCCACUGAUCUGCGGCUCUCUCUUGUCUAUUAUUUGAAUGAAUUCCUGCGACAUUGCUCCCCUCAGAACAAAAAAGUUUCCCGUCGUUCUGCUAUAGUGAAUGCAGGCAGUGUCCUGCAAUAUUGUGGCAAAAUCUAUGGAGAUCGUGUGGAGUAUAUGUACCAAGUGGUGGAGCAUCAAAUUGAAUCUCUGCUUUCAUCGGAGAAAGAGACUCAAAACGAAAAUGGCAAAGAGGGCGAUAAAGCAGUUUCUCCCCCCGAAGCAGCUCCGCAACGAAAACGACGCACCAAGAAGCUAACCCAAAAGGAAGUGGAUCCCUAUAUGCUGAAUGUGGAACCAAGGAAAUUUAAGAAAAUGUCCGAAGAGAAACGUUUCAGUACGGCGGGAUUUGUGAAAUGCUCACGCAAUCGGACAAUCGAAUAUCUUUAUCAGGAUCAUACACCGCCAAAUCUGUGGCGCCAUGCUCCAAUCGUCGAUCCGCAAAAUCCAUUUGAGAUCGAUGAGAAAAAACAUUAUAAAUUAUUUUCGUAUCAUGUGGAACACCGUUAUAAUACUCUCCUGCCGGAUAUACCCUUCGAGCGAUUGAAUCUUAUCAAAGAAUAUGUCGAUUCGAAUCAGGUGAACACAUCAGAAAUGCUAAAUGAACAUAUGACCACAAAGGACUAUCUGGAUGAAUAUAUUGCAUUGGAGAAUCAGAUGUUAGCCUCACGUUACGGAGCCAAGGCAAGGACGAGAACAACAAAUAGACUGGAGAAACGUUUGCUAGAGCAAUACGAGGAUGAAGGCGCAUCGCAGGAUAAAAGACCGCGGCUGGACAUCGAUGAAACAGCGGCGGCGGCGGCAGCGGCAGCGGAUGAUGGCGGCAUAGAUGAGGCUGAGCCGAUGGAAUUGGAUGAGUGCGGAGAGGAGUUGAGCAAACAAAUCUCUGUGGACUCUGGAAUAUCUAUAGACGCUAGUCAAUUGGAAAAUUCCAUUUUUAAUGCCAGCCAAACGGAUGCACCACCUUUUAGCAGCACUUUGGCCAACAAUGAGUCCAGCAUUUUAGAUGGCAGUCAGAUAGAUCUACCGUCCAGAGACUUGUCCACCUCCGACGCCGAUGUUAGUGAAGAAAAACAGGUUUCCCACUCCGAGGGGCAGCUUGAUUCCGGUAUUGGCAUGGAGGAAAUUAGUGAUUUGCAUUCUUUUUCGCGUAUCUGCGCAACAGGACGGUCUUUUGAUGACGAGGGUGUUGUACUUUCAGAUUUAGAGGAUCAAAGGAUUGGCUCAUUGUCGCCCAAAGUGAUGGUAAGGGAUAUACUGCCGGGGGUGCCCAAUAAGGAUACGAUGAGUGUCCAUCUAGAUGCCGAAAUGUUGGCCCUAAGCGGAGUGGACGAUAGCGAAGUGCCCCCAAAAGUCAUAGAAGAGGGAAAUACAGCAGCUGUAGAACCCGAACCUCAACCAGCAUGCAAAGAAAAUCCGAAACUCUGUUUAGAUGUUUGCUAUGAAAUCAAACUAAAUAUACUCAAUAUACCGCAGAAACGAUUGCGUGGCACUUGUCUCUUUAAGUUGCCCAAGACAUUUGAUUUGUUUAAACAAUCGCGUUUGCCUAGCCGACGUGAAGGGGAGACCAAAUCGGGAAAAGUUAAGAAAAUAUCACUCCAAGCCAACACAGGAGAAUCUCCUACACCUGAAGAUGAAGUUGUAUCGAAAACACCUCUUAGCUUGGAGUUUGAUCAGGAUCAAAAUUUUCUGGGUUUUCGACGGCUUACCUAUGAUUCGGGAUUUGACUUUGAGGAGAUCCGAGCUGAAUCUGCAGUUGAGGAGAAGCCGCCUGCUCUGUUAAUGGAAACCCUUGAAACUGAAGCAAAUAAAACAAUCGAUGAGAGCAUUGCCAUUGUUGAUGAAACAUGUGAGGCCGAUAUUAGCGUUCAAUUGCCACCCGCUUGUGAAGAACUACCUAAUGGACAGUUGAAUGAGACAACUGCAUCGGCAUCGGAAGACAUACCACCAUUGCCAUCAGAGGUAGAAGAAGAAGAAGAAGAAGCGUUGCCAGAGACAAUAGCGGACAAUAAUAAUGAUGAAGAUGCUAACAUUGACGCUAAUGAUGCUCAUAAUCAUAAUGACGAACCUAUGCCCAGUGCUCGAUUGGCAGACGACAUCUCAAAGAAUCCAGAUAUGAUAGAUUUAAAUGAUCCAAUUGAGGUGGAUAACAGUGAGGCGAUCCAAGAAUGGCACAGACGACUGGCACCCGCCCUGGAGGCGGCUCAUGCAAGGCAAAAUUUUGACAUUCAAGCUCUAGGCACUGAAAUUUUAAAUGUGUGUCAAGCUGAAAAUGGUGAAGCGUCUAUGGCGAAAGUUAUGGAGGAUAAGGAUCCAACAACGCUUUGCCGCUAUAUGCUUGCCUCGCUGCUGCUGACUAACCAUGGAAAUGUCUCAUUAGACUUUGGUCAAAGGAAUAAAUCAAAGCCCAUGGAACUGGACAAGUUCAAUAUGAAGCUAUUGUCCACCCAUCGGCAGAAGUUGCAUCCCGAGGAUGAUGUGGGCAACGUUCAAUUAGUAAAGGCAAAAACAAUUGAUAAACGGAAUUGCUCGAAGUUGCCUCCAGCCAGUGUACGGGCCAAGCGGAAAUCAACAGAGUUGCCUGUUCCAGUGAUAUGUGCUAAAACGGUGCGAUUGAUACAACCCAUACCCAAGUCUAGUCAGAGUCCAGAGGAUACUGAUUCUGGCAUAUCAUCGCUGCCUUCCUCUCAAAUGUCCACAUCGACGUUUAGGAGUAGCCAGCUGUAGUUUACCCCCAACCACCCACCCACUUCCCUUAAUCUGUGUUUUGUAGUGUCAUUUUCAUCGUUUUGAGAGUCUUCUAGUGUGCAAUGUCCAGUGUAAAAUUUGUUUGGCAUAUUCGCAUUGGUUUUUAAAUGGAAUUUCUAACAUGAAUUUCUCUUAAUAUUUUUUCGCAGUUAAAGAGUCUGCCGCAUCCGAUAUACUUUUCACAGGUGUACUGCAAAAUUAAGAGGCUAUAGCUA